UAAACAAACACAAUCCUCGAAUAUCAUAUUCACUGGUGGAAAAAAAUAACAGAAAAUAAAUUAUUUUUCUUCGGGAAAAAUUUUAAAAACGUAUAAUUAGGAUUUGAUUUUCUCGAGGAAGUGAAAAAAAGGAUAAGCAGAGAGAAUGGGAAGAGCGUUCGUGUAUGUGAUUCUGGGAGGAGGUGUAGCUGCUGGCUACGCAGCUCUGGAAUUCACGAGGAGAGGUGUCUCCGAAGGCGAACUCUGCAUCAUCUCCGAAGAACCUGUUGCACCAUAUGAGAGGCCAGCGUUGAGCAAAGGUUUUCUACUGCCGGAAGAUCCUGCACGGCUUCCCUCUUUCCACACUUGUGUUGGGGCUAAUGAUGAGAAGCUCACCCCGAAGUGGUACAAGGAACAUGGAAUUGAAUUAGUCCUUGGAACUCGUGUCAAGUCCGUUGAUGUGAGGAGGAAGACUCUUUUGUCGAGCACUGGGGAGACUAUAAGUUACAAAUUUCUGAUCAUUGCAACAGGUGCCAGGGCGUUGAAGCUCGAAGAAUUUGGGGUGGAAGGCUCAGAUGCUGAAAACGUUUGUUACUUAAGAGAUCUGAGUGACGCAAACAGGCUUGCCACAGCGAUCGAAUCAAGCGCCAAUGGGAAUGCUGUUGUUAUCGGUGGUGGCUAUAUCGGCAUGGAGUGUGCUGCAUCUUUAGUGAUCAACAAAAUCAAUGUGACCAUGGUUUUUCCAGAGGCUCAUUGCAUGGCGCGUCUCUUUACCCCCAAGAUAGCAAGUUUGUAUGAAGAUUACUACAGUGCUAAAGGAGUGGAGUUCAUCAAAGGAACGGUUUUGACAUCAUUUGAGUUUGACUCGAACAAAAAGGUGACAGCGGUUAAUCUCAAAAACGGGAACCAUUUACCAGCAGAUUUGGUGGUGGUUGGAAUCGGAAUACGACCAAACACAAGCUUGUUUGAAGGACAGCUAACAAUAGAGAAAGGAGGAAUAAAAGUGAACAGCAAAAUGCAGUCAAGUGACAGCUCGGUGUACGCAAUAGGCGACGUAGCUACGUUCCCAGUGAAACUAUUUGGAGAAAUGAGAAGGCUUGAGCAUGUGGACUCGGCUAGGAAAUCCGCACGGCACGCAGUUUCAGCCAUCAUGGAGCCAGAAAAGACUGGAGAGUUUGACUACCUGCCGUUUUUCUACUCAAGGGUCUUUGCCUUCUCGUGGCAGUUCUACGGAGACCCUGUAGGUGAAGUUGUGCACUUUGGGGAGUUUGAAGAGGGUAAAACCUUUGGAGCGUAUUGGAUUAAAAAGGGUCACCUUGUUGGGUCGUUUCUCGAAGGAGGGACUAAAGAAGAAUACGAUACCAUCUCAAAGGCCACACAGUUGAAACCGGCAGUGACUGAUCUGGAAGAACUGGGAAGAGUAGGACUCGGGUUUGCUGAGACAGUGGUGAGUCAGCAUAUAGUUCCAGAAGUCAAGGAGGUUCCGAGCUCUGCGCUGGUGAGGCAGGCUUCAAGAGUGGUGAUGAUGGAGAAGCCUUUGCAUGUAUGGCACGCGGCGACUGGAGUCCUUGUUGCUGCAUCUGUGGCUGCGUUUGCGUUUUGGUAUGGGAGGAGACGCCGUAGGUGGUGAAAACCGCUUUCAAAGCCUCUUUGCAGAGGAUUUGGAUUCAUUGGAAAUGGGAUUUGCUGUUGUUUGUAGCAUUGGUGGGAAUAUAUAAUAGGAGAAAGGGAGAGAAAUCGAAACUACUCAAUGUGAUUACAUUGGUAUACGAUUAUUAUAUGCUUCUUUCGAAUUAAAAGAAUGUUUCCACUUCCAA
Molecule: messenger RNA, 1796 nt
Organism: Brassica napus (rape)
Lineage: Eukaryota; Viridiplantae; Streptophyta; Magnoliopsida; Brassicales; Brassicaceae
Product: monodehydroascorbate reductase 4, peroxisomal
Exons: 7
Coding region: 146-1609 (487 amino acids)
Cellular component (GO): cytoplasm
Molecular function (GO): oxidoreductase activity, acting on NAD(P)H; flavin adenine dinucleotide binding
Source: RefSeq, a predicted model, not a curated record